Messenger RNA from Phytophthora megakarya, 462 nucleotides. The record is from the annotation of a GenBank genome assembly. Lineage: Eukaryota; Oomycota; Peronosporomycetes; Peronosporales; Peronosporaceae.
AUGCCGUUUGGGCUGAAGAACGCGUCGCAGAUCUACCAGCGGAUGAUUGACAACGCCUUGUAUGGGUUCACCCGAAUCCCGAAUGGACAAGUGAUCUGGAGCGUCGGGAUAUCCUACGACGAUGACAUCUUAGUCCCAGCGAGCAAUUGGGAUCAGCUAUGUGAUCGUGUUGAAGAUAUUAUGGAGACGUGCGACAAAUGGAAGCUGUCGAUCAGCGUCGUCAAGCGUUUCGGGGGCAUGCCGAAAAUGGAAUAUCUUGGACAUCAAGGUAUCGCGCAUCCAAAGGGUCUGUCGGUGUUGACGGAUCUUGAGGUUCCCAGAUCCUUGCGUGCUAUGCAAUCCGUUUUGGGGAGUCAGCACUAUUAUAGUCGCUUCAUCAAGGAUUAUCUGGUUUACGCGUCUGUGCUAUAUGAUUUGAGGGAGGUCAAUUAUGCUGCGAUGGAGAAGAAUAUCCGGACCUAA